AUGACUGGCAAACACGCUGCCGGCAGUAGGCCUCAGCUAUCAAGCACCGGCUUCCAGUUAGCAACCAAAGAAACUCAAUCCCUCGACGUUCCGGCUCCAUUCACCGGAAGGUUUUGGGGUCGAACACACUGUACCAACUCCUCCUCUGGCAAGUUCAUUUGUGCAACUGGCGAUUGUGGUUCCGGACAGUUAUCAUGCAACGGCGCUGGUGGAAAUCCACCAAUAAGCCUCGUAGAAUUCACUUUAGCAGAAAACCAUGGCCAAGAUUUCUACGACGUUAGCCUAGUUGAUGGGUUUAACGUCCCAAUAUCAGUGUCUCCACAAGGCGGGUCUGGUAAUAACUGCACUAGUUCAAGCUGUGCAGCAGAUGUGAACUCAGUCUGCCCUACAGAGUUAGCAGUUAAAGGGUCUGAUGGGGGCACUACAAUUUCUUGUAAGAGUGCAUGCGAGGAAUUCAACCAGCCAGAAUAUUGCUGCACAGGAAACUUCCAAACCCCAGUGACUUGUAAACCCUCAAGUUAUUCAAUGAUCUUCAAGGACCAGUGCCCUCAGGCUUAUAGCUACGCUUAUGAUGAUUUAACCAGCACAUUUUCUUGCAGCGGUGGAGCUAACUACGCUGUCAUUUUCUGUCCGUGAGGCAGAGUUUAAUUAAAGUUGAACCACUUUUUGACAACAGGAAGAAAACUAGUGGAUUAAAUAAAAGGAAAUUAUCGACAGACUUGACAGAAAUUAGUAUUGUUAUUCGUAAUUAAGCCUUUUUAUUUUCUUCAUGAAUUUUAUAAUAAUAUUUUGUUAUUUUUCGGGCAACCCUGUUCAUCUCUUUGCUUUGUUUUUUGGUUGGUCCGUGGUCGUGGAUGAAUCAUUCACUAUGAUCAUAGUUAUCUCUGCUCUGCUCGUCAUAUAAUCACCAAAAAAAGAAAAUUCCAACCAUGCACUAGAUUCAAAUUACAGGAUUUGAUUAUUAGAUGUGAUUCACUGCAGUAUACAUAUAGUGAAAUUCCAACAAAAUGUUAAGAGAAUAAUGAAAGUAUAGUAGAUUAACCAAUAGCAUUGCAAGAACGACAGUUAAUUUCGUUAAAAAUACAGAGCAUCCAAUGGACUCAGCUAUAGCAGAGUACUCGAGAGAAACCGAGAAGAACAGACCAACUCCCAAUUCACAGCAAUGGCGAAGAAGAGAUCACAAGAUUGGAAAAAGACGAGGAAGAAGAAAUUACACCUACUUGAUAAAAUCCCAAUUACCCAAAGCAGCCUAGGAACCCUGCAACUAAACGCCGUUCUGAUUUCUCUUCUUUCGUUUCUUCUCCUUCUUGUUUUAUCUCCAAUUCAGGUAUGCCAUUUCAAUUUCUCUGUUCACUUCUCAAUUGAGGGUUUUCUUUCUGUGGUAGUCUUUGUUCCAACGAAUUGCCUGUGGUUUCUCAGAAUUUUUUGUUUUUGUUGUGGAUUUUGUUUGCUUGCUAUCUCAAUUUUCCUGUUGCCUUGUCAAAUUUGGGCUUUGGUAUAUAAUUUUUUUUCCUCUGGUUUUGGAAAUUGCUUGUACUUUUUCACGUCUGAGCAUUAUUAGGGUCAUCCUGUUAUUCUUAAUGCAUAUAUUGUUUUAGAAUUUUUCAAUGAUUAUUUUCUUUCUGAGAUGGAGAACUUUAAUUACAACAUGUUUAACAUUGUCAUAUAUGUUAAUCAACUACCAAUACAUCAUGGAGACUUCUAAGGUCUGGCUAUUACUGUAUCAGUGUUGAUACUGUUUUAACUGGUUGAAUUUGUUGCAGCUAUGUUAAAAUCAUGACCUUUUGAAUUUCCAGUUGUAAGUUUUAUGGCUGUGAUGUAUUAUCAUUUCAAUGAAGUGUGGAUUUAGUAUAUAGAGACAAUAUGUUUUUGGAACAUGUAAUCCACAGGUCCCCUUGGACAUGGUUUGUUCAGUGUUUUGACAAGUAGUUUGGAUUACACUCCAGCUGAUGAAAAAGAAUUGCCUGAGCUCCAUCUAGUUGGGUGCAGAAAUUCUGCAGUCAAAUUCAAAACUGUUAUCUGAUUUCUAUGACAAUUCAGUUACAGGACUUGAAUCAGCUGCCCAACAUACAGUUAUUGAUGAUCACUGCAAUGAUAGUAAUCAGACAAGUUUCACGACUUCGGAAUCUACUCCUGAGAAAUCUCAAAUUGCAGAAAGCACUAUUGUUUGUGUAAAUCCAGAAAAUGUUGUGUAGGCAAAAAUGGACUGCCAAAUUUGGUGGCCUGCUGAAGUAGGUUAUGUUUUACUUUGUUCUUGCAAUCCAAAGUGAAAUUUAGUUGCAGCUCUUAUUGCAUAUUUUCUCUCCUGCUGAUUCUAUAUACAUGUUCUGAUAAGACUUUUGUCGAUGCAUGAGUUCUUAGGCCCUCAAUAUGGAGCAUACUUUUCAUUAUAUUUUGUUGAUCCAAUUGAUCAACAAAAUCUGGUAAACCUUUUUUUAGAUAAUUGGAGAAACAUCACACGUAUCUGAUUCAAGAAGUAGAGGUAUUGACAGCCAUGUUCUAGUACAGUUUUACGGCUAUUAUGGAAUGUAGGCUUCAAAAUAGUUAUUUGAAACUUCAAAAAUUUUUCUUGUCAUUCUGUAGUUUGAGCUCAAAUGUUGAUCCAGUAUUGCUUUUCAGUGCUUGGAUUGAUCCAGCUAGAGAAAUUUCACAGCUUGAGGACGUGAGAAUUGUCUAUUCCACUGUUCCUGUAGAUAGUAUCAUUUCAUAUCAUUAUAUUUAGUCAGUGCCAACCACAAACUAAUUUGAAGCCUUUGAGUUCUUUUUAUUUUCUUGCUUCUUUUUUUGGCAGGGAAAUAUGGGGGAUGGAGGCUAAUCCCUUUGCAUAUGUUAUUCUUGGGAGUAGUUUGUGAAUUGUUGUAAUUUAUAAUAAGAAUUUGACUUUGAAGACUACAAGAAAUGGAUAUAAAACUUUGUUGAGGUAUUUUAGUUU
Molecule: messenger RNA, 2932 nt
Organism: Manihot esculenta (cassava)
Lineage: Eukaryota; Viridiplantae; Streptophyta; Magnoliopsida; Malpighiales; Euphorbiaceae
Product: thaumatin-like protein 1
Exons: 4
Coding region: 1-636 (211 amino acids)
Biological process (GO): defense response
Cellular component (GO): extracellular region
Source: RefSeq, a predicted model, not a curated record